CCACCACAACCACCAUCACCAGUCAUCAACAACCAAAAAACAAAAAGCAUCCUCCCGACACUCCCAUCGAACCACACACGCAGCACCGCGCGCGCGCCCUCCCAAUGCGAUCGUCCCCCUCCAGCCUGAUUCGCCCUUCUCGCUGCCCCGGACUCUGACAGCGAGCCGCCCUUGCUUCCUGCGACAAGCUCCGCUCGCCUCCGUAGCUAAAUUCUAUCUCGAACGAGCCACGCCGCACCUACCGGCCAUGGCAGACAGCAAGCUUACCGACCAGCAGGUCGCCGACCUCGUGGCUAUCCUGCGCAGCGAUUCGACCCUCGACGCCAAGGUCCAGCUCGUCACCACAGUCAAGUCGUGCAUCAAGCAGCACAACGUCCCUGAGACCUCAGUGCCCCUGCUCUUCGACGGUCUGCGCGCCGCGUCGUCAUCCCAGCACUCGGCGCUUGUCAAUGCCGGCUUCACUGCCCUGAACCACCUCCUCACGCGCCUGUCCCGCCAGGACCCGAAGCUCCUGGCCAAGGAGGCCGUCCGCACCCUGCCGCUUGUCAUCGAAAAGCUCGGCGACCAAAAGGACAAGUUCCGCGGGUUGGCUCUUCAUGGCCUCAACACCUUCUAUGCCGUGGCUCCGCAGGAUGUUGAGCGCGUCGUGCGCAAUUCGGCCAUGAGCGGCAAGAACCCAAGAGCCAAGGAAGCUGGUAUGCAGUGGCUUCUGCAGGGACUGCAGUUCAGGAGCUAUGUGCCGCUCCUAAUGGAGCUGCUUGAGGAUGCGGACGGCAUGGUCCGAGACGCGGCUAAAAGCACCGUCAUUGAACUAUUCAAGACCGCACCGAACGCGGCCAAGUCUGAUCUCAAGCGACAGCUCAAGAACUUCAAAGUCCGACCUGCUAUCGAACAGGCCAUCGUCAAGGCCCUCGCUCCGACCGGCGGCCGACCAGACACACCAGGUGACGUGACGCAUCCGACCCGCCCGAAUCUCGCCGCCAGUGUGUCCUCCAUCGGGAGCGAGCGUCCCGUAACCCCCGCCGUUGAUGUCCAAGCCGAACCCAUCGAGCCCAUGUACGUCAACACCCAUCGCGAGCUGGAGGAUAUGUUCCGCGAGAUGGCGUGGCACUUUGAGGGCAAAGAGACGGAGCAAAACUGGAUGAAGCGCGAGCAAAGCAUGGGCACUCUGCGGAAGCUCAAUGCCGGCAAUGCGCCGGCUGACUUUCCCGACUCCUUCCUCGCCGGCUUGCGAAGCAUGCUGGACGGCAUUAUCAAGGCCGUCAACUCGCUGCGCACCAGCUUGUCCAAGGAGGGUUGCGGACUGGUUCAGGAUAUUGCCAUCACGUUUGGCCCUGCCAUGGACCCCAUGGUGGAGCUGUUGAUGCAGACGUUCGUCAAGCUUUCUGCCGGCACCAAGAAGAUCAGCUCGCAACUCGCCAAUACCACUGUCGACACCAUCAUCGGCCGUGUGAGCUAUACGGCUCGACUGAUGCAGCACAUCUGGAGCGCCUGUCAAGACAAGAACGUGCAGCCCAGGUUGUACUCGACCGGCUGGCUCAAGACGAUUUUGAAAAAGGAGGCGCACCACAAGAGCCACAUCGAGCACAGCGGGGGCGUUGAUCUGAUGGAAAAGUGCAUCAAGAAGGGCCUCGGAGAUGCCAACCCAGGAGUGCGUGAGAAGAUGCGGUCAGCGUACUGGGCAUUCUGGGGCGUUUGGCCUGCACGAGCCGAUGCGAUAAUGGCCGACUUGGAUUCCACGGCGCAGAAGCUCCUUAAUAAAGACCCCAACAACCCCAACUCGCCCAAGAAGUCCGCGGAUCCUCCAGCCCGGCCGGGCCUUGGCUUGUCUAGGAGCACCAUGACCUCGAGCAAACCGAGUCUGCGCGAAGCCAUGAUGGCCCAGAAAAAGGCACUUGCCGCCAAGAACCUCCCUGCGCGCCCGGGCUCUGCUAUGGCACAUAUUUCCCCCGUCCGAACGACUACGACAACGAGCAGCUCCAGCCAUGCCGCAGCCCCCGCAAAGCCAUCCGGAACGCGAAUGCGUCCCGAGCCGACUACCGCCGUCAACGCCGGAGGUAUGUCAGUGGCUCCUAUGCGGCCGGCUCGAAGGAGGCCGGAGAUGGCAGCUCGACCAGCCACGGCUGGGCCUUAUUCAGUCCGGGACCACCCCUCCUCGCUUGAGGUCGACAGUCCCGAGACUCUCAAAUCCAAGCACGCCACCCCAAAGCCAAGAGACACGACCCCGAAGAGGACCGCGCCGCGCACUAGACCCGGCCAUGUCACACAUGCUAGCGAAUCGAGUGUCGCGUCUCCAGCGGUGCACUCGCAAGUGUCCAAGAUCCCAUCGCCAAAGGAAAGCCCAAGCAGGUUCCGUCAAUCGCGCACGACGAUCCCAUCGUCCAGUCCCUCCAAGGCGAACGAAGACAUUACGCUUGUUGUGCCGCAAAUGUCGAGCAUCAGGACAUCGUCGCCACAAGCACCACGGCCGCCGAGAAUGCCUCUUGAUGCCGAGUCGACGCUGAUUGCUUCCCCGACUCAGCCCGAAAUACCGCAAGAAUCAUCUUCUCGCACCUUGCAGGUGUACGAGGACCCCUUCACGGAUGAUCAGGCGACACCCAGACCCACAUUUACAUCUCCUGUCCUUGAGGACAAGCCAGUGAACGAGGAUGCAGCGAACCUCCUAAAGCCCAACGGCAAGGAGCCCACGGUGGAGCAGAUCGAUUCUCCCGAGAAGGCUAGACAAAAUAGCCGUCUGCUGGACAGCGGUAUCGCCAAGAUCAAAGCCAAGUCGCUGGAGGUUCAUGGCUUCCGCAAGCUGCAAUCACUCAUCCGUGACAGCAGGACCGUCUUCACCGAUGACAAGUUUGAAGCGUUAGUCCUUGGUCUGUUCCAGUUCCUCGAAGACACUCUCCCCACCCUCCCUGCGGACAAGGCGCAGGACGUCAAGGCUCAGGCCCUCACGACUAUCAAGUUGCUGCUUCGCAAGGAGCGUGACAACUUCCGACCGCACGUCUCCAAGGCCCUCGAGUCUCUCCUACAGACGCGAAGCGCAUACGAUUCCCGUGCUCAUGUCGUUAGCGGCCUUGAGCUCCUCGCCGACGAGCUCGUGGCCCUUGGCGAUGGGUCCGAGAUGGUCGUGGUGCUCACUCGACGCCUUCAGUCCUGUUCCGACACGACCACGGAGGGGUGCCGCACCCUCAGCAUGGGCCUCCACGUACUGCGCGAGAUGCUUGAUAAGCGACUCGAGUUCAUCCCCAACGAGGGCGAGCUUGGCCAGCUCACCAGCCUCGCCGGGGGAUGCAUCGAAUCGGCGGACUCGGGAGUCCGCAUGGACGCCGUCAAGUUUUGCGUGUCUUUGCACGAGCGCGUGGGUGAGGCAGCAUUCUGGGAUGCGCUUCGCGGCGUGAAGGAAGACCCGAAGAGCCUCAUCACCUACUACAUCGUCAAAAAGCAGCGCGAGCAGGUCUUUAGCCCUGCUGGUAGCGCCGCGGCUGCUUCUUGAGCGAGGGGUCAAUCGAAGACUUGCCGUUAUUGUAGAUGCAGGAAAGCGCACGGUGUAGGCGUUUACAACACGAUGAUGGGUCUGAUGGAAGGAAUGAAAAGCGUGCGCUUAUUUAUGCUGUUUUGUCAUGUUAUGCUGGUUUGCGUAGCCAGCGCGCCGGUGUUGGAGUUGGUCUUUGGGGAUGAGGCGCAUGGGCGUAGUUUGUGUAGAGACAUUGUAAUAUAUUGGAUGAAUAUGGUACGCAGCUCACGCGCUGUCCUAGAAUCAUCAGAG
Messenger RNA from Purpureocillium takamizusanense, 3757 nucleotides. It is a transcript of the gene STU1, whose product is annotated as suppressor of tub2 mutation. Gene Ontology annotation, biological process: mitotic spindle assembly; astral microtubule depolymerization. The transcript is spliced from 5 exons. Lineage: Eukaryota; Fungi; Ascomycota; Sordariomycetes; Hypocreales; Ophiocordycipitaceae. The record is from RefSeq and is a predicted model, not a curated record. Bases 248 to 3484 code for a protein of 1078 amino acids. Gene Ontology annotation, molecular function: microtubule binding. Gene Ontology annotation, cellular component: mitotic spindle midzone; microtubule organizing center; cytoplasmic microtubule.